UUUGUAUACUUUCUGUUUUCAUUUUGAUUAGGGAACGAUGAUUAAAGCCGUCGAAACGAGUCGUCGCAGUUCUCAAAAAAAUUGACUUUUGUGUUUGCUUUUCCGCAAGCAACUUUCCAACUGAAAAUAUAAACUGAAGCAUUUAAAAAGUGCGUAAUUGGGAUUUGGUUCCGAUGUGAAAAGAGUGCACUGCGGUUGCAGUUCGAAUCCACAGAGUCUGAGCCACAAUUUGAGCUAAAAUUAAGAUUAAGCAGAGCUGCUCACCAGACCUCUCAAAAUGAGUCUGUGGCGGAACCUGCGCUCCCUCGAAUCCCGCAAUCUUGACCUGGCCCUUAACCAGCGGGAGAAUAGGUUGGUGGCAGGCCACCUUCCGUCGGCCAUCUUUCGAGAGCGCCUCGGUGCGGCGGAGAACUUCUUCCAGCGCAACCUUACCGGUCACUAUGGUUGCGUGAACGCCCUGGAGUUCAGCGGGCAGGAUGGUCAGUUUCUGGCCUCGGGAGGCGACGACAAGCGGGUCUUGCUGUGGAACAUUGACCGCGAGGUGGUGUCCCAACUGGGAAAGCCACGGGCCAUGAACGAAAGGCAUGCCAGCAACAUCUUUUGUCUGGGAUUCGACACCCAAAACACCUACAUUUUCUCCGGGGGAAACGAUGACUUGGUCAUCCAACACGACCUGGAAACUGGAAAAACUAUAAACUACUUCUCGCACGAUGGCCCUGUUUAUGGCCUGAGUGUAGACAGGACUAGUGGCCAUAUGCUGAGCGUGGCCACUGAGCACGGCGAAAUCCUGGUGUACGACCUGCGGGCAGGCAAGUCGGAACCCCUGGCUCUGGCAAAGUUCAAGACGCCCUUCAAUGCCGUAGAGUUCCACCCCCUGAACGGCAACUUCCUGGCCACCGCCAACGCCAAGAGGGGAGCCAUGCUCUGGGACCUGCGCCACCACCAGCAGGCCCUCUGCCAGUACAGCUACAUCCCGGAGUCCCCGAGCUGCAUGAGUGUGCGCUUCAACUGCAACGGCACCUUGCUGCUCACCCUGCACCGCCGGCUGCCACCGAUCCUGUACAGCCCCGGGUCCCCGGAGCCGGUGGCCACCUUCUACCACGAAGAGUACUUCAACUCGUGCACCAUGAAGAGCUGCACGUUCGCGGGGCCGCAAGACGAGCUGGUGGUCUCCGGCUCGGACAACUUCAACAUGUUCAUCUGGCGGCUGGAUGGAGUGGAUUUGGAGGAAAAGAACCAGUGGAUGGAGACCCCGCCUGUAAUCCUCACUGGCCACCGCUCGAUAGUCAACCAGGUGCGCUACAACCGCCAGCGCUGCUUGCUCGCCUCCUCCGGCGUGGAGAAGAUCAUCAAGCUGUGGAGCCCCUUUGCCCAGCAGGGCUGGGAGGGAUCCCUGACCCAAUCCGAGGCCCGGCCUUACUGCAACCGCGCCCUGCACCGCGAGUCAUCGGACCAUGUGUCCCAGGACUUCAGCGCCCGCAACACAGACGAGGAUGAGGUGAUGCUGGCCUUCUUCGACGCUCUGGUGCAGCACGAGCUCGAGUCCUGGAGCAGCUCGAGCACCUCUACGGAGCGCAGCGCAGCCAGCUCGGCGACGGAGGAGCCUAGUGAAGAGGAGCGUGGACAGGAUCAAGAUUCUCGGCCGGAUAGGGAGCAGGGGAGCCACGAUCGGGAGGACGUCGACACACCCAACGUGAGCAAGCUGAGCUUGCAGACCCAUCCAAACCGCAUCUUCUACCUGAUCGCCAAGAAGCGACGUGCCUUGCUGCAGCUGGCGGUGAGGGGCACCACUGGACAGCCGCGCAACGUGGACUUGCUGCUCCAGCGUCUCCUCGGCGAGCAGAAGCAAAUGGCCACGCAGGCGCGGAUCAGCGAUUGGCUUGAAGAGACGCAACGUCUUUUUCGGAACGACGAGCUGCCCACCACAUCGGCGGAGGCAGCAGCACGGGAGCAGCAACACCGCUCCGACGACCAGCUCAACCGCAGUCCCCGGCGGACUGAGAAUUCGAGAGCAGUUGAAAAAACGCAAACCCUUGUCGAUCGAACCGAUCGCAAACGAAAGUUAAAGCGUCAGCGUUUUUCAGACAAGCACAGGAGAACGACUCGUCGAUUACGUCCCACCGAAACGGACAGCGAAAUCGAAAGCAGCGCUUCAAGAGACUCCGACUGUCCGGAGGCGGACAAUGGCUAUGAAGAGGAGGGAAACAAUCACAACAACAUUGCCAACGAAAGCGAAGACGAGCAUGGGGCCAGCUCCUCCACCAGCUCAAUGACCUCCAUGGAGGCGCAGCUGUCCCAGGCUCCCAGCAACUCCAGUUCUCUUCCUUUUUCCCCCGAACUGGAGACCAAUAAUAACAGCCAACUGACGUCGAUCCACAAUAGCAAGGCAGUCAACGGUCUAAUUCCGGAUAUCUGUAAUGCGGAGUCGACAGCGUCCACGUCCUCGUCCAUGUAGAUUGGCCUCAUACUGAAGCCCAGAUAAUAGCUUUUUGAAGCACUAUGGCAGGCAAAUUAUGUUCAUAAGCAUAAACAACCAUCCACUUUACGUUUGGAUCUCCGCUGAAACUCACAUAUUCGUUCAUAGCUUAGCUUUCAUAGUAUUUAUAACUACACUUCGUAGUUUUUGAUAGAAACAAAGAAAAAAGGGUUUUUAUAAAGCGAACCUACUUUCUUAAAACAAAUCGUGUGAUUAACUACUUUUAUGUUACCAACAUAUAAAACCUAUCGAACUUUGUAUUUUUAAAGUGCAUAAUAAAGAAAUGCGAACAAUUCAAAAUCACUUAUGAUUAAUAAUAAAACUACUCAGAACGACCGGGAGACAUAUUUUUCAUAAACACCGGAGAAGUGUUAUUCAAGGCGCUCCU
This is a messenger RNA of Drosophila ficusphila, 2864 nucleotides long. RefSeq names its product DDB1- and CUL4-associated factor 5. Bases 278 to 2455 code for a protein of 725 amino acids. The record is from RefSeq and is a predicted model, not a curated record. The transcript is spliced from 7 exons. Gene Ontology annotation, cellular component: Cul4-RING E3 ubiquitin ligase complex; cytoplasm. Gene Ontology annotation, biological process: negative regulation of fatty acid biosynthetic process. Gene Ontology annotation, molecular function: protein binding. Lineage: Eukaryota; Metazoa; Arthropoda; Insecta; Diptera; Drosophilidae.